This is a messenger RNA of Prunus avium (sweet cherry), 2433 nucleotides long. The record is from RefSeq and is a predicted model, not a curated record. Lineage: Eukaryota; Viridiplantae; Streptophyta; Magnoliopsida; Rosales; Rosaceae.
AUGGCGUUGGCAAGACCUGCAGCAGGCAGACCACUCAAAGAGUCGUUGGCUGCCCGUGCAAAUGAUGUUCCUAAUUGCAUAGUCUAUCCUGAACAAGAGGAGGGUGAUUCGUUCGAAAUCAGGCACCACAUGCUUGAGAUUUUACCAACAUUCCGUGGGCUACCUAAUGAAGAUGCGCACAUACAUAUUGCAAAAUUCAUUGUGGGUUGCAAAAACAUUUUGAUUAAGGGUUUUUCUGCUGAAGCUAUUAAGUUACGUAUUUUCCCAUUCACUUUGAAGGAUAAGGCAGAAACUUGGUUAUUCACUCUACCGGCAAAUAGCAUCACUACAUGGCAGCAGUUAUACACAAAAUUCCUGAACAAAUAUUGUCCAGCAUCCAAGACAUUGAAUUACAAAAGGGAGAUUUUGACAUUCACACAGAAGCCUAAUGAAGAGUUUUAUGAAGCAUGGGAGCGAUAUACAGAGAUGUACAUGAAGUGUCCACAUGCUAAUAUUGAUGCAGAUACACAGAUGAAUAUUUUCUUUGAUGGGCUUAAUCAUACAUCAAAAAGUCAUAUGAAUGCAUCAGCUGGAGGAUCGCUGUCAAAUAAAUCUGCAAGAGAGGCAUUUGAACUAUUUGAUAUGAUGGCUACAGAAUCUCAGCAAUGGGCAGCAGAACAUUCACAGAAAAGGGGCAUUUUUGAGUUAUCAGUUGGUUCUCCCAACAUGUCUGCACAAAUGGAAAAAAUGGAGAAGAAAAUUGAUGCAAAGUUUGAUAUUCUUCUACAACAUAUAGCAAAUUCUACACAGCAGCAGCCACCUGCAACAACAGUUUGCACUAUCUGCAGCAGACAUGACAUAAUGGGCUGCCCACAUAAAGAAUCUUAUCCGGAACUUGUUGAGCAACAUGUUAACAUGAUGAACAGCUAUCAAAGGCCUAGGAACGAUGCAUAUGCUCAUUACAAUCCAGGAUGGAGGGAUCACCCUAAUUUCAAAUGGGGUGACAAUCAGAACAAUCAGAAACCAUUCCAGCAUGCACAAAAACCAUAUGUUCCAUCUAGACCAUCUUUGGAUAAUCAACUUGCUAAAUUGGCAGCAACAACUCAAUCAUUCAUAGAAGGCAACAAUCAAAGAUUUCAAAAUAGCUAUGAAAAUCAUGAAAAUAGCACUGAAAAGGAUCAGCCAGCAGUGAAAAUUUAUGCAGAAAAUACUGAAACAGCAGCAGACCCUGCAGAUCCUGCAGAACAACAGAAACUGUCCAGUACAGAAACUGUCCCAGAACAAGUUUCAGAGCGUGUUUAUGAGGCCCCAAUUCCAUAUCCAGAACGUUUGAAGCCAAAAGCAAAAGAUAAGCAAUUGAGGGACUUCAUGCAAACGUUAUCUAAAGUUCAGAUUAACCUACCACUACUCGAUGCAAUCAAAAACAUUCCAUCAUGUGCCAGAUUUUUGAAAGAUGUGUGCACACACAAAAAGAAGCUGGUUGAUUUUGAAAAAUUCGUUCUUACUGAACAAUGCAGCGCAGUUCUACAGCACAAAUUGCCACCCAAAAAGGAAGAUCCAGGGAGUUUUACAAUUUCUUGCACUAUUGGAAAUUCAAAUUUUAAACGUGCAUUAAUUGAUUUAGGUGCUAGUAUUAAUUUAAUGCCUUAUUCUGUUUUUCAGAGAUUGGGCCAAGGAGAUCUAAAGCAUACAUCAGUUAUUCUCCAGCUAGCAGACCGUUCUGUUACUUAUCCUAGGGGGAUCAUUGAAGAUUUAAUUAUCAAGGUUGACAAUUUGUAUUUACCAGCUGAUUUCGUAGUUUUGGACAUGGAUGAAGAUUUGCAAACACCGAUUAUUUUGGGAAGACCAUUUAUGGCCACUGCCCGAACAUUGAUUGAUGUGGAAGCGGGCACUUUAACAUUGAGAGUUCAAGACCAAUCUGUGAUUUUUAGCCUAUUUGAAGCUGCAAAACGCCCAGAAGAACAAGAAUGUAUGCGGGUAGAUGUGUUAGAAGGUCUCAUUCAUGCAGAAAUUAUGACCAAAUUGACAUCAGAUCCACUAUUGAGUGUUUUACAUGGUCCAGAUACAGCACACACAGAGGAUGUGGAAAUUUUUGAGUAUGUAACAGCAUUAAAUAGUGUACCAGCCCAACCACCACGUUGGAGACAUGUUUACGAAAGUCUUGGAGAGCCAAAAACACCCCUACAACCUUCUACGUUACAGCCCCCAACACUGGAGUUAAAACCAUUGCCAGCACAUUUAAAAUAUGCACAUCUUGGGGCAAAUGAAACGCUGCCAGUUAUUAUUGCUUCAGAUUUGACAAGCACAGAAGAGGAAAAAUUACUGCGUGUUUUGAGAGAAUACCAAGAUGUUUUGGGGUGGACUAUAGCUGAUAUUAAGGGUAUAAGCCCAGCAUUUUGCAUGCAUAGAAUAUUGAUGGAGGAUGACGUAAAGCCUACUGAUCGGUUCAUAAUU